GAGGAAAGUUGUUGCAGUCGUGUGUCAAGGGCAAAGAUGCUUCGUUCACAUUUUUCCUUAUUUUUCGUUUGUUUUGCUGUCCUCCUUGUGACAUCUUUGGCUGACGAAGAUGAAGUAGACACAGCUGCCAACACUGUUACAAUUCGUGGAAAUGAUACGUCAGUAAGAAUAGAAGGCAACACAGGAACAAUAAGGGCAGUUCAUCAUGAGAAGGACGAGGAAGGCGAGGAUGACGAUGACGACGACGAGGACGAAGAAAGGGAGGAUUUCAGUGACGACAAUGGAGGUGUUAUGACAUUUCAAGUUGACUCACUGCAAGAAAUAGACUCGGCUGGGAACCCGGUCGGUCUUUCAGGGCCAUCAAAUAAAAAACAUGGAGUGAACUCCUUGGCAUCUCAGAUUGAAAGGUACACCUUCUCGCCGUUGGACAACUCGUCAACGUAUCAAGGAAUCCCUGUGAAAAGUGUCAACCUGUCUGUGUACCUCACUGGUCCCCAAGCCAGCCUUGAUCUGCAAGUGAUGCUGUUUUUGGAGGGAGGAAUCGUCGGUUUUGGAAACGAGACAUUUUCAGUGCGAAGAGGAACCUUCAAAUUCAACAUCAAGGUUCGUUUGAUGUUUAAUAUGGUUAUGAUGACGCAUAUUUCCCAGAGCGUCUGUGUGAUUUCAGAUCGAUAUCGCAAUAUUACAUUUAAGUUGGUUUCGGAGCAUAGACCACUUCUAGCUUUCUCUUAUGCUCAACUGAGCCGCAGACUUAAGAGGAAUGAAGUUACUGUGGUCUGCUUAGGUAUAGUGACAAGUUAG
This is a messenger RNA of Stylophora pistillata, 801 nucleotides long. RefSeq names its product acidic skeletal organic matrix protein-like. The record is from RefSeq and is a predicted model, not a curated record. Lineage: Eukaryota; Metazoa; Cnidaria; Anthozoa; Scleractinia; Pocilloporidae.